AUGGAUGGGUAUUUAGAAGACAUCCACAUCUACAGGCAGUCUGGUGACCAAGCAGUGCAGAAAAACCUUGGGCGGACAUGGCUGGAAACAUCUGAGUUUGCCACUGGGAAUGUGUCCCUAACAUUGAGGAAGGUCCAGCCAGCAGAUGAAGGAACUUACAGCUGCCUCGUCAAGUCCAGGGACUGGAGCUCUUCUGCCGCCACUAUGCUCAGCAUUGCAGGUACUGGUGAAGCAUCCAUUGAGAUACUGGUCCCACAGGGGCAAGGCCUGGAGCUCAUCUGCAGAUCCCAUGGAUGGUUCCCCAAACCUACUGUCCAGUGGGUUGCUGAGAGUGGGAAGAGCCUGUCCCCAGACACUGCAAUGCACCAGGACAGCAACCAACUCUUCAGUGUGCUGAGCCGAGUCACAGUCACGGGGGAAGAAGUGGGAGAAGUCACUUGUCAGAUCCUCAACCCUCUGGUGCAGACUGAGGAGAAAUCGACUGUGCUUCUCUCCAGUGAGUGA
This is a messenger RNA of Pogoniulus pusillus (Red-fronted tinkerbird), 504 nucleotides long. Its product is annotated as butyrophilin-like protein 9. The record is from RefSeq and is a predicted model, not a curated record. Gene Ontology annotation, cellular component: external side of plasma membrane. Lineage: Eukaryota; Metazoa; Chordata; Aves; Piciformes; Lybiidae. The coding region runs from base 1 to 504 and encodes 167 amino acids. Gene Ontology annotation, molecular function: signaling receptor binding. Gene Ontology annotation, biological process: regulation of cytokine production; T cell receptor signaling pathway. The transcript is spliced from 2 exons.